Molecule: messenger RNA, 4883 nt
Organism: Hemibagrus wyckioides
Lineage: Eukaryota; Metazoa; Chordata; Actinopteri; Siluriformes; Bagridae
Gene: pgap3
Product: post-GPI attachment to proteins phospholipase 3
Exons: 8
Coding region: 240-1217 (325 amino acids)
Biological process (GO): GPI anchor biosynthetic process
Cellular component (GO): endoplasmic reticulum membrane
Molecular function (GO): hydrolase activity, acting on ester bonds
Source: RefSeq, a predicted model, not a curated record
CGCGCCGCGUUUCCGCAUACUUUCCAGCAGAUUCACCUGCGCGUGUGCACGCCGAAAUAAAACGCCUAGGUGUUUGUAGCAGCGCGAGCUGUCAUGUUGCCGUAACUACCGCUUCUUAACGCUCAUCUCAGCUCCCAUGACGUGACAGGGACGGAUCGCUCUCUCGGUGCCUGCAGAUUUAACAACAACAACAACAAAAAAUAUAUAUAUUUAUACACACACGCCGUGUGGACACCGUAAUGGCUUGCUGCACGCCACUGGGUCUCGCGCUGCUCACCGCGCUGCUCCUGUGGUCACCGGGUCGCGUGCACGGCUCUCAGGGCGAUAAAGAGCCUGUGUACCUGGAUUGCGUGAAACAGUGCGCGCGCACCAACUGCACCGGCGCCAAGCUGCGCGGUUUCCAGUCUGCCCAGCCGCCUUACAUGGCGCUCACUGGUUGGACGUGUCGGGACGAUUGUCACUAUCAGUGCAUGUGGACCACAGUUGGACUUUACCAGGCCGAGGGCUAUAGAGUGCCUCAGUUCCAUGGCAAGUGGCCGUUUGUGCGCUUCCUGUGUUUCGAGGAGCCGGCAUCAGCUCUGGCGUCACUGCUCAACGGUCUGGCGUGUUUAUUGAUGCUGCUGCGCUACCGCAGCGCUGUCCCACGCCAGUGCCCCAUGUACCACACCGUCACCGCCUUCUCACUGGUGUCACUGAAUGCCUGGUUCUGGUCUACAGUAUUUCACACCAAAGACACUUAUCUAACUGAGAAGAUGGACUAUUUUUGUGCAUCAGCGGUGAUCCUCUACUCCAUCUACCUGUGCUGCGUCAGGACGCUGGGAUUGCGGCGGCCUGGCGUGUCCAGCAUCGUUGGAGUUUUGCUCAUCCUGGCCUUCACCUCUCACGUCUCCUAUCUCACAUUUGUUAGCUUUGACUACGGUUACAACAUGCUCGCCAACGCAACCAUAGGCAUGGUAAACCUGCUGUGGUGGCUCGGUUGGUGCUGGCAGAACCGGAGGACGUUGCUGUACUGGUGGAAGUGUGGCAUUGUGGUGGUGCUGCUGCAUGGCCUGGCGCUGUUCGAGCUACUUGACUUCCCGCCGAUCUACUGGGUGCUGGACGCUCACGCCGCCUGGCACCUUGGCACCGUCCCUGUCCACUUCCUCUUCUACAGUUUCCUUAUAGACGACAGCCUCCACCUCCUCAACACAGAGAAGGCCGGAGUCAAGCUGGAAUAGGAGGAACCUGUUUCACAGCCCCACCCACUUCUCUCCCAUCCCUCCAGUCAGGACCAGUCUGUGAAUUUCGAGUUUACGAAUUGAGUUUACACUUUUUUUAAGCACUCCGCUACGGACAGCUGUGAAGAGAGUUCCUUUUGGUUGCUUUGUUUACGCAUGCUUGAUUUUUGUUUUUCUUUUCUCACCAUCUUUUAUGCCUUUACUGAGUUUUGCCUUGAGUAGGAGAACUUUAUGGACAUGGUUUGUUUAAGUCUGACCCAUAAUUAUUACCAAUUCGUACAGAAAUCUUAAUAAUGGUGUAAAGCAGAGAGGUCAGGAGUGUGCCGCCACUGUCAACUGCCAUUUUUUUCCGUUCGCAUAACUCUCAUCCACAUUUAUCAUAUCAAACAAAUUGCAAAAAAGUAGAGAAGAAGGACACUGAUGUUUGCUAAUAUUUUCAACAUUAAGAUUAACGUUAAAGCAAUACUUGCGCCGCGUACCAUCAUCCAGCAGCAGAAGGAUAUGGUUCUGAAAUCCAUGCCAGUGUUCACCUGCAUCCCAAACCAUAUAGUGCACUAUUAAUACUAUGACAGAAGUGCGACUCUUACCUUAACAUGGUAUGGUGCAAUUUGAUGUAUAAUGUUCCAGCGUAUUCCGCACCUCAUGGCCUGCCAACCUUUACGUGUUUUGAGUAGGAGCUCCACAGUUUAAUGUCAGGGCACUCUGUCUGUAAAAAAAAAAAAAAAAAAAAAGCGAAAAGUUUCCUCAGAUUAAAAAUGAGAUGAUUCUAAUUGACAUGAAUCUGGAUUGAUUGACAGUUCCUUAGAUAGUUUGAAUUUAACGAUAUUAAGUGACAUCUCCCGGAGGCUUUAUAUAUGUAGAAUUGUGAAAGAGUUUUCAAAUGUCCUGUCGUUUGAUUCCUACACUCCCAUGAGCACCCAGCAAGACUAGUACUCUUCAGGAUUGGUAGGUCUGACCGUGUACGGGUUUGACAUUUUGGGAGGCUAGUAUGCAUUUGAUAGCUAAAGACACUUUUUUUUUUUUCUUUGAGAAACUAUUGCAGUGACCUGGUAUAGCAUCACCAACGCUUUUAAAUAUACAGACAAAAAAACUCACAGAAAAUUGCAUUUUAAUCAGAGGCCUUAGCAUGGAUGCUGCUAAGAUGUAGAAUUUUGUAUCAUGGGUUUAUUGUAUGCCUCGUGGUGGAAUACCGCGUGGGCCACCAGCAGAGGGAGCACCAAUGAGUCCAGAACCCAAAAUCAACAUACCGUUUUGUGGUAUAUUUUAGAUGCGAGUUUGUCUCAAUUUUUUGGGUGGGAAAACGUUUGAAUUUUUUCUUGAUGCUAGUCGAAGCACUUUCCAAAAAAAUAAGAAGAAUGUGACCGCAUGUUAAAUUACAUGUAGACACAUGAGAUAAGCAUUUUGCAUUUGAAUGUUUGAACAAAGCAUCCGACUCUCGAUUAAGGGCGUGUGAAGGCCCGUGAUCGUUUCGUGUGCACAUUUACACGUUGCACAAUUACGUACUGAUCAGUAUGAGCACAGUAUUUAGGCGUAAUGAAGGAAAAAGGCCUGUAAUAUUGUGACGUGACUCACAAGUGAUAUGUUGGAGCAGCUGUAAUAUUUGCUUUGCCUUUUUUUUUCUUUUCACUGCUGCUGUGUUUGCCUCGUUUAUAUGGUUUGUCCAUUUAUUUUUUUUAACCAUGAAUUGUAUUUCCUUCUUACAUUUUUAUUUCUUCCACUUCAUGAAGUAAUUUGAAGCAUGUUUCUUCACCUGGAAUGCCUUUAGAGGAAGAAAAGUGGAUGAAUUAGAAUUUGUGUGUGUGUGUGUGUUUUUUUUCCACCUAUGCCUUAUCCCGUCUUGUCCAGUGUACAAUUGUGUCUCACGUCUUCACUGAAACUCUGGUUCCACUGAACGAUGUGAGUGCUUAUUUGCUCGCUGGAGAAUUAACACCGAUGUCAGCGUGUCUUUGUUUCAAAUUGCCACUUGUGCACUUUUGUGUGUGUGUGUGUGUGAGCGAGAGAGAGAGAGGGAGCACGCGAGCAUGUUCAGCUGGCGGGUAAAUAUAGCCUUAGAUAUUUUAGAGUGUCGGGGCUCUGAGUGUGUUCAUAACAGUCACCAUAACAGUCACCAUGAGAACGCUGAAACACUGAACAGGUUUUUGUUUGAUAAAGAUAUUAUCUACACACAUAACGUUUUUCUGUUUCGUCAAAUGGCGUGUUAAGCUGAUGCUAAAGCAAAUGUAUAUCACCCAAAAAUUCAGCUUUUCUAAAGCUUAAAUCCUUUUGUAUUUGCUUAACAUGACACGGUUACACUCUGUAGUGUGACAUUUUAAAAUGAACAAUUGUGUCAAAUGUUAAAUAAAGUACUUUGGGAAGUGGGGCCUUGAGGGUGAUGUGCACUUACAAAAUGGCGUCCUCCAUAAAUAACAUUCCAGUUGAUUUAAGUUAGGUUGUACAUGGCUUUGUCCAAGAUUUGUCAGGAAAAUGUUUUGAGGUUUUCUAGAUGAGCCAGGCUUGAUCCUGUGUUGCUAUAAGUACCUCAGUGCAUCUAGGUAAUGCAGGUCGCUCUGUAAAAAACACAACAAAUACAGAUUAAUUGAAAACUUUGUAAGUUGUGCACUCAGACUUUAGAGCCCUGCGCUAUACAGUAUACACACACACACACACACACACACACACGCACUGUGAUUUAGGUUCAGACGCCGUCAGCAUGACACUUUGAGAUUAAAUUCCUUUUUCUUUUUUUUUCCACCUUGUUUGUCAGUCAUCCCAUAAUACCAUGCUGCAAUAAAUGGCUGAUGGAUAAAAUGAAGGUUAAAAUAAUCAUUGUUUAAUUAAUUUUUAUCCUGCUCUUGGUGACGCAAAUAAUAGUCCCUAAUAGAUCACAAAGAAUUAGAUAUUUUAUUGUACAACCCCCUUUUUUCUACACACCAUAGUGAUUAAUAGUACCAGAUCUGGCUAGUUUUUCUAGCUUGGCCUGUCAAAUGUAUUGAGCUAGCCAAAUUUGUGUUGGUGAAUGUAGCUUUUCCAGAACAUUCUAUAAAUUGUACUCAUUUUUGUUUAGCUGCGAUUUAUUUCUUCUUUUUUUGAUCAAUCCAGACUAUUGAGCAGUGGAAGUUUUUCCUCAGCGAAUUCAGGUAUUUGUACAGAUCUAGACCAAAUCCGGUCGAUCUUAAAUUUAGCUACAGCUAACAAUUCUAGACUAUUAGCACUGGACUAAAUAGAUGUUCACUAUACAUUUAUUUUGUUUUAGCUCUGAUUUAUGUAAUUUCAGCUUAGCUUUUCUCAACUAAUUCAGGCUCACUUGGAUCAGUUUGUUGUAUUUUUAUUGCAUUUAGACUGGUUGAAUAAGCCAAUCUCAGUCUAGCUAACUCUUCUCGGUUGGUUUAGGAGAUCUAGAUACACACUGAGCUUAUUUACUUGAGUUGCCUCUGGACUGAUGAAGAUGUGGAGCAUCGGUAAGGUUUGUCUGUGAAUUUGCGUGAGUAGAAAAAAGGGAUGUUCAAAUGCUGAGUUAUAAUUCAAGUGUCCCAACAAGUCCCUAAACCAGGGAAGAUUAAAGGCACCAUUUUUCUUUCAGGCCAUGUGCAUGUUCGUCCUUUUCUCUCUUGUUUCUUUCAUGCUUCUCCCUUCUCUCUGGUGUGUGCAAAGAAGCUUUAAGAAAGAAAUAAAGUGGUUCUGUAUUAA